Messenger RNA from Ostreococcus lucimarinus CCE9901, 645 nucleotides. RefSeq lists its product with no specific name. Bases 1 to 645 code for a protein of 214 amino acids. The transcript has a single exon. Lineage: Eukaryota; Viridiplantae; Chlorophyta; Mamiellophyceae; Mamiellales; Bathycoccaceae. The record is from RefSeq and is a predicted model, not a curated record.
AUGUCUUCCGAGCCCUCGACGUCGGGCAGGAUCGCAAUCGAUGUCACCGCGCGCGAGGACUUACACGCAUGCAUUCGUCGCGCGAGCUCGCACCCCGACGUCGAUCGCGACGUGCGCGAACGAUGCGUCGAGGCGUUGAAGGACGCGCACGCGCGCGGUGUGGAUUACGACGUCGUCUUCGACGCGUGCGAUGCGUUGCGAGCGAUCGGCGACGGCGAAAACGUGCCGAGCGUGCGCGCGGUGCUCACGCUCGCGAACAUUCGCUUCGAAGUCGUUCGCGAGCGCGAGGAGCUGACCGAGGAGGAGAAGGAGGCGAGGCGAGCGCACCGCGAGCUCAUGGCGACGCUGCGAGACGUCGUCGAGGCACGCGCGUUCGCGAAGAUGACGUGCGAUGUGGAUCGCACUCGAGGAUCAGACCGCUCGUCUCCGAUGGGAUUUAAGGCGGAUACGCGCGCGUUUGGGUUCGCCGCGCACGUGCUGACCGUCAUGUUCGCCUUCGCGUGCGCGGGAUACGUCGGCGGCGGCGCGUUGGAGCGCGGCGGCGCGAAUCCCGCGUGGGCGCGAGGGCUGUGCGCCGCCCUCGGCGCCGCUCUCGGGCUCACGGUAGAGGCAGGAUUGAUGAUUUUACGCGAAGGUCGCGUGUAG